Drosophila eugracilis is the source of this 4780-nucleotide messenger RNA. RefSeq names its product probable serine/threonine-protein kinase MARK-C (gene Lk6). Bases 862 to 4332 code for a protein of 1156 amino acids. Gene Ontology annotation, biological process: protein autophosphorylation; peptidyl-serine phosphorylation; intracellular signal transduction. NCBI's taxonomy places the organism in Eukaryota, Metazoa, Arthropoda, Insecta, Diptera, Drosophilidae. The record is from RefSeq and is a predicted model, not a curated record. Gene Ontology annotation, molecular function: calcium-dependent protein serine/threonine kinase activity; ATP binding; calcium/calmodulin-dependent protein kinase activity. Gene Ontology annotation, cellular component: nucleus; cytoplasm. The transcript is spliced from 6 exons.
AAAUUCGUCGUCAUUCGUCGGAAUCAUUCGAACUUUGAAAAUGGAUCGGUAGCUGGGAAGGAAACUUAAAGCGAAAUACGCAAAGAAAACGGCUUUUGUCCGCUAUUCAGCGAUUUUUUUUGUGUUGUAAUCAGCAGAGGAAAUUUUAACGACCAACUCCACCACCACCAACAACUAGCCACUUCCAGCAGUCACAGAAAAAAAAUAAUAGAAUUUACCUUUGCACCACCACUACCACUACCACCUCAACUACAACUACAACUACAGCAACAAUACUACUGCACAGCCAAGCCCACAAAGGAAAGGUGAAACGCAAAAAAAAAAAAACAAGCGCAGAAAAUAAAACCAAGUCAGAUAGCCGAAAAAAAAGCAGAGGUGCGAAUAGAUAAACCCAAUUUUUUGCUUGCGCUUUUUUCGCCUGUGUGAUGAGAGAAAUCAGCAGCAACCAUCGAUUACAACAACAGCAACACCAACGACGACUCAACCACCAAACUUGACCAACGAAGAAUAAAUAUACGAGGAAGACACUGACCGACAGAAAGAGCGAGAAAGAGAGGAGCGCCAGAAUUGAAUCAGUUUGCAUCAGCCGCUGCAUUUCUUGGCAAUUGGAUUAAAAAAUAGAGGAAAACAAAAAAACAUCCCAUAGGUGGCCACCAUUUUGAAUGAGCUGAAAAAGAAGACCGAGAGAGACGAAGAGCACGAGAGAGCGAGAAAUCGCUGCUCAUUUGUUGCACUACGCAUUGCAGCUGGCCGCGGCGUAACCGUAAACCCUUUUUCCAGAUUGGAAACUCUUCCUGUCUCCCUCUAAUCGCGUCCAGGAACACCGUAUAGUACCAAAAACCGAAAAACAACUACAACAACAUGGUGGAGCUAGAGGAGCCAAAGUCCGGGACAGCUGCCUCGACAGCAAAUGCAACGCUGCAGCGCAACAAUGCCAACGCCAACAACAACAACCCCCGUGGAUCUGGGGACAGCGGCAUCCGCAGCGGCAGCGGCAUUUCCUGCAGCAACACGGACAACAGCUGCAGCCAGAGUCAGUCAGACGGGCAGAAUGAGCUUACGCGCUACAGCAGCGAGGAUGUGUCGGGCAAUGAGUCGAGUGAGGCGCCCAACAUGACCGAGGUGGAGCGACAGGCGGAGCUGAACCGGCAUAAGGAAGAGAUGCAGAAGAAAAGGCGCAAGAAACGCAUUAGUUCCUCCCUUCAUUCCUCAACGUUUCAAGAGCUGUACAAGCUGACUGGUGAGAUUCUAGGCGAGGGAGCCUACGCAUCGGUGCAAACUUGCGUCAACAUCUACACCGAUCUGGAGUACGCUGUGAAGGUGAUCGAUAAGAUACCGGGACAUGCGCGUGCGCGUGUCUUUCGCGAAGUGGAGACAUUCCAUCACUGCCAGGGCCAUAUGGGCAUCUUGCAACUGAUUGAGUUCUUCGAGGAUGAUGAGAAGUUCUAUCUGGUAUUCGAGAAGAUCAACGGAGGUCCAUUGCUGACGCGCAUUCAGGAGCACAUUUGUUUCUCCGAGCACGAGGCGUCGCAAAUAAUCAAGGAGAUCGCUUCCGGAUUGGAUUUUUUGCACAAGAAGGGCAUUGCCCAUCGUGAUCUCAAGCCGGAGAAUAUUCUGUGCGUUAAGACGGACUCUUUGUGCCCGAUUAAGAUUUGCGACUUUGAUUUGGGUUCGGGAAUUAAGUUUACCACGGACAUCUCAUCUCCAGCAGCUACGCCCCAGCUAUUAACACCAGUUGGAAGCGCCGAAUUCAUGGCUCCGGAAGUUGUGGAUUUAUUUGUAGGUGAAGCGCACUAUUACGAUAAGAGGUGCGAUUUGUGGUCCUUGGGAGUCAUUGCUUACAUCCUGCUCUGCGGCUAUCCGCCGUUUUCGGGCAACUGUGGCGAGGAUUGCGGCUGGAAUCGCGGUGAAAACUGCCGCACGUGCCAGGAGCUGCUUUUCGAGUCCAUUCAAGAAGGACACUUUUCCUUUCCGGAGGCGGAGUGGCACGAUGUAAGUGAUGAGGCUAAGGACUUAAUAUCAAACCUUCUCGUCAAGCAGGCUUCAGAUCGCCUCAGUGCCGAGGCAGUGUUAAAUCAUACCUGGAUUCGUAUGUGCGAGCACGAGCCACCGGCUAGCAAGAAAUCAAGCCGCCAUAAGGCACUGCAGACGCCUAGCAACAUUCGACGCAAUCACCAGUCGGCGAGGGAAAUCUCGCAGUUUGCCGAAUCGGCCAUGGCCGUAAAGCGUGUAGUUCUUCAGCAUUUCUCGAUGCGUUACGACUACAUGAAAGAACGGCCAAACAUCUACCAACCGUCGCAGGCCUAUAUGGACGCCUAUAGCGAUGAGAACUAUAAUCCCAAGCCGCCGGCCCACUACACUCGUAAUCGCUCGCAGCGCAAUCCAGCUGCUUCCCUGUCGAGCUACGGAGGACGUAUGUCCUCAAUGCACGGACAGCGGACUAAUAGCCGUCAGUCCUCACGGAAUGCCUCUCGCAAUGCAUCAGCUAUUUAUCCAAGCAGCGGAGGCUUCAAGACUUUAAACGUGCAUGAGGAAGAUGACGACGAUGAAGCUCUGGAGGCUUUUGGUCGUAUCGAUGACGAAGAUGAUGAGUGGGCCAAGGCGACGAGGCAAUAUCAGCAGCAGCGUGAAUUGCAACAUCUGAAUGAGGCGCUGGGCGAAGAUAGAUAUAUGCGGGAGAGUGGAAGCGAAGGCGAGUAUAUAGAAGAAGAAGUGGAUGGAGAGAGCGAGGACUAUCAGCACUAUAAGCAUUAUUGGCGCGAGUUGGACAAGGACGAGGGCGAUGACUAUCUGUAUGAGCAGCAGCAACGCGUCGAUAACAUAGUCGAGGAAGAGGAGGAGGAGGAGGUCGAAGAGGAGGAAAAUCAACAAGCUGACAAUCUAAAGCUAUCGAAAGCUUACAAGGAGCAAGUUGGCGAGACCAAUGUGGAGAAAUCGAAGCCACAGGAGUAUAACGGUGGGUAUAAGAAGGAACUUAUUAUGGAUAAUAUGGAUAUGGAGGAAAGAAAACAGCAAAACGAAUUUGCUGAAUUCACCACAAUGCGCAAAGAUGCGCAGGAGGAGGAGAAGAUUAAGCAGCAGGAGGAGAAGAAGCCGCAGGAUGAUGUUGAUGGGGCCAAGAGGCAAGGACCAUCAAGUGAUAUUAGUGCUACUACCAUCACCGAUAAUAACAAGCAGCAAACACCAGUUAUGACUACAACACACAUUAACAACUGGCAAACUGGGGAUGCAAAUGAAGAUGAUGAUGUUAAACUAUUGGAUAGUAUUAGUGAUUUAAAUGAAAAGCUACCUGAAAUUUAUGAGACUGCAAAUAUUGUUGUCAACUCAGCGGCAGUGCCAGCAGCAUCGACAGCAGCAGCAACACGCCCACCAACCGUUAAACCAGAAGAUGAUGAUUCGAACGUGAUUAAACCGAAAACUGCUGCUGAGGGGACAACAAUGCGAUCGACUUUUGGCAAGGCGGCGGAGGAGGAGGAGGAUAAGCCUCUAACCCAAUCCCAAACCAAGGACCACCACAGCAAGACCGGCCGUAAUGUUUACUUUGCUCCCGAUGCAUAUCAGAACGACGAGGAUGCCGAUAUCGAUGAGGACGACGACUACGAUGAGGAGGAUGAUGAUCUGCACGUGCAGCGUAAGCAACCGCUGCCUUCCAUUGCCAAUGCCUAUACCCGGAAACAGCGACAGCAGCAUCAGCGAUAUAUUGUACCACGCUACCUUUCUGGGGAUCCCGUUCCUACGAGGCAGCAGACCGAGAAUUGGCGUUAUCGCACCCAUCACUCGCAGGAGCAGCAGCCGACAGCGGGCUAUCGCAAAUUCCGCCCGCCCUUCAGCACUGGAGGCGGAGGUGGUCACCAUGGCAACCAGCAGCGCAAUUAUUUGGGGAGCUUCUCGCACAGCGGCGGUGCCGCUGGCUACAAGAUUGCUCCGAUGCAGGCACCAAUGCCACCGCCACAGCAACCCCCUCCGCGGCACAAUAGCGCCGGAAGCAGUGGCAGUGGCAGCGGCAGCGGCGGAUCCCCACCAUCUGAUGAACAGUCGACGAUCCGUAACUGGCGUCAGGAAUCCGUUUAUGCCCGCAACUGCGGAAUGAAACAAUCGCAGGAGCAGCAUCGGUACAACAGUUCGUCGGCUCAGCGGGCUCCUCAGCAGCCUCGCAUUGGCAGUGGUCGCUUCGCCCACCUUCAGGCGUCCCAACUGAUCGAAGAGUUGCCAGACCCGAGGAUUGGCUUGUCGCCGCCCAGUGAGAGCGUGCUGCUCCAACGGCGAUUACGUCAACAGCAGCGGGCCAACGAUUUGUCCGAAUACUGCGAACCGGCCGCCGCCAGUGGUUAGGUCAAGUUGGACAGACAACUCUGUUUUUCACGCACAUUCUCUAAAAAAAAAAACAACUUUCCAGUUCUAUGAUUCUUUUUUGGUGCAACAUUUGAACACCAACCUACAUUUCAAGUAAAAAGUGUACGAAAAACUAAUUAAAUUCAAUUAAUUCCGCCAUGCAAACAGAGUUAAGAAAAAACCCAAAAAAAAAAGUGAGGAAUACAUUGUUGUAGGAGGAAGGGACCGCAGAGAAGAAAAAGCAGAAACCGAGGGAAAGUGAGAGUGGCAAUUGUCUACGCUGUUUUGAAGCAAGCCAAACAGUCGUUCGAGAUGAAAACAACAGAAAACAAAUACCUUUUUUUAUAAAAAAGAUUCGAAAAAAUUGUAAUUUAUAUUGCAGUAUAAUUUUUUUAUUGUGAAAAAAUAAAAACGAAUACGAAAAGUGUUUGGUCAAGAGAUGCAUAAA